Molecule: messenger RNA, 8689 nt
Organism: Sphaeramia orbicularis (orbiculate cardinalfish)
Lineage: Eukaryota; Metazoa; Chordata; Actinopteri; Kurtiformes; Apogonidae
Gene: bicra
Product: BRD4 interacting chromatin remodeling complex associated protein
Exons: 15
Coding region: 62-5809 (1915 amino acids)
Biological process (GO): positive regulation of DNA-templated transcription
Cellular component (GO): SWI/SNF complex
Source: RefSeq, a predicted model, not a curated record
AGCCCGUGCGAGGCUGUCCUGGAGACCCCGCGCUGCCUGCACCUCUAUCGUCUCGGUUGUCAUGGAUGAUGAAGACGGCAGGUGCCUUCUAGAUGUAAUUUGUGACCCAGAAGCUCUCAAUGACUUUCUUCAUGGAUCUGAGACCCAUUUGGACACUGACGACCUUUUGGAUGGUUCGAGUGACCCCUCCAGCUCGUUCUUCUCUACCACUGGGGGCCAUGUUUCAGAGGUCCAGCCUACAGUCCAGCUGUCGGCUAAUGAGCCGGCAGGCCUACCCAGAGUCAGUGUUGACCUGGACUUCUUGGAAGACGAUGACAUCCUGGGUGGAUCCCCAGGCGGUGAAGGUGGGAGCAAUGGCAUUGGGACAAAUCAUGAGCCUUGUGACAUCCUGCAGCAGAGCUUGGCUGAAGCCAACAUCACAGAGCAAAGCUUACAAGAGGCAGAGGCUGAGCUUGACCUGGGCUCUUUUGGGAUUCCAGGCCUUACGCAGGUGGUACAGACACUGCCUGAUGCCAGUCUCUCUGGGGCUGGAGGCACUGCUGUUGGUGUAGGCAUAGGUGUUGGGGGUGCGGGAGCAAUAUUCCCCGGGUCAGGCCCAAGUACCACUGCUACUCCCCCCAAUGCCACAGCUGACAUGCUGGGUUCAGUGCUGGCUCAGCAAGGCCUUCAGCUCCAGCCCCAGGUCAUGAACAAGGCCAUUAGUGUUCAGCCAUUUAUGCAGCCUGUCGGCCUGGGAAAUGUGACGCUUCAACCCAUUUCAAGUCUCCAAGCUCUUCCCAAUGGGAGCCAAUCUGGACAUUUGGGAAUUGGACAGAUUCAAGUUGUGGGUCAGCCCACAGUCAUGACUAUCAAUCAGUCUGGGCAGCCAAUCCUGGCUAAAGCCAUGGGUGGUUACCAGCUGCAUCAGUCUGGGCCAGAGGUAUCGGGCGCUGGCUCUCAGGCAGGGCUUGGAGGCACAGGAGGUGGACUUCUGAUCCAAGGCAACAAAGCCACUUUGGGAUCUCCAGCUUUAAAUGGACCGGCAGUUUGUGUCAGCAGCACCAACAGCAGCAGUGGCGGUACAAUGACUGCUCCUGCUGGGCUUGUGGGCUUUGGCAGUACCCCUCUAAGUUCAGGAAUUGGACCCCAGACGCAAACUCAAGGCCAAAUCAUGCAGAACGUUAUCAUUCAGCGCACACCAACACCCAUUCAGCCUAAACCCCCUCAGGGUGGAGCCAUCCAACCAAAACUAUUCAAACAGCAACAACAGCAGCAGCCGCAACAGCCGGCACCCCAACCUCUGCAAAAUGAUGCUCACAAGGCUCUAGGGCUGCAGCAACUUCCAGUUUCUGCAGCUCAAAAUGUAGCCUUCUUGACUGGAAAGCCUGGCUCUAAUGUGGUUCUAAGUACUCAAGCCACAACACAAGGCCCUCAGUUUCAGCAGACCCUGUUCAAACAACAAGCACCACAACCAUCAGGCAAGCCCCUUAGUGUCCACUUGUUAAACCAAUCUGGCAGCAUUGUAAUUCCCUCUCAGACUGUUCUGCAAGGUCAAAACCACCAGUUUCUCCUGCCACAGAUACCGGCAGGUGGGCAGAUCCUUACACAGCACCCUGGGGGCCACAUCAUAACUAGUCAGGGUCCUGGUGGACAGCUCAUUGCAAACCAGAUUUUAGCUACAAAUCAAAACAUCAACUUGGGCCAAGUGUUGACAUCACAAGGCCACCCGGGGGCUGCCCACAUCCUCUCUGGACCCAUUCAGCUCCAGCCUGGUCAGAUGGGUGCCCCCACCCUCUUUCAGAUGCCUGUCUCCUUGGCUCAGAAUCAAAACCAGACACAAACCCACACCGUUUCAGGUCAUGCCCAGACAGUCAUACAGGGCAUGCCCAUACAGAACUCCCUGACCAUGCUGAGUCAGGUGGAGGGGCUGAGCCCCGCAGUCAGCCUUCAGCCAACCCUGCAACCAGGUGGUGUCCCCAGCAGCAGCAGCAGCAGCACCACAAGCAGCAGCAGCACUGGAGCAGCGACCAUGGCCCAGGGCCAGCCAGGAGAGUGUGUUACUGUGCUGGGAAGUUCCACAGACCAGGCUUCUCAUCCUGCGCAACAUCAUGUUCAGCAGUCCUCUAUCCUAGCCAUGCAGUCUGCUCCCACUGUGUCCACAGCUACCACAGUACCCUCCUCUUCUCCGUCCAUGUCUGUGUCCACCUCUUCCUCUGUGACAGCAGUGGGGCUGGUCCCCCCUCAGGCUCAGCAAAGUCCAGGGAGGUUACUGUUCACCAACCAGGGCUCCAGCAUGAUCCUGAGUCAAGAGUCUCUCCAGAUGUUCCUGCAACAGGAACCGCACCACCAAACAGAGAAUGAGUCGACCCCCUCUGUGGGCGUACCGGCGUCUGUAAUCGUCAGCAGCAACAGCAUCACGGCUCCGGCCCCCGCUGUCCAUGACAGCCAAUUAUCUGAGUCUUGGGUGGGUCAGAGUCUCAGCCCUUCCCCUGGCCCCUCCCACAUGACAGCAGUGGUAAACCAGGUUCCCUCCGGUGGACAUCAACAGCCCCUGAAGAUCCAGGGCAUGUCCCCGUCACCGGCCUUGACCACUCACACCACAGCGCCUCCAGUGGCAGUGAGCCCCCAGCCUUCCCAGUCUCCCCUCACUCUGAGCCAGCAGAUCCAGUCACCGCACCAUCAGCAGCAGUCGCGCCCCCCCUCUCAGCCCCAGCCACAAUCUCAGACUCCUUCUCGCUCAUGCACGCCCUCAUCCCACCCUCCGCUCUUUAUCAUCCAUAACCAAACAGCCGAGUCCCCUCAGUCGGCUCCUCAAGGACAGACGCAGCCCCAGCAGGCCCACAUUCAAGUCCAGCUUCAGCCACAGCCGGCCUCUCAUCCCCCCUUUCAGCAAGAAAUGCCUCCUAUGUCCCAGUCACCUAAACCUCCCCCGCCUCCACCUCCUGGUGCCCCUGCACAGCAUCAGUUCACCACGCUGCCCGUCAGCACCUCCACUGCUGCUGUAGUAAAAACCCAGGUACCAAUCGCGGGCCUGACAGCAGAGCAGCAGCAUCACCUCCAGUUAGUAGGAGCCCAAAUUCAGACUCUGUCAGGCAUCAACCAACCCUCACCUCAGCAGAAACAGCUGCUGGAGAAGCUGCACCAGGUCCAGCAGAACAUCCUGCUACAGGCCAAAACCUCUGCUCAGUCUCAACCUCAACCUCAGCCUCAAAUCACCAGUCAGUUCAGCUCCCAGCAAGAUGUGCCUGUUGACAAAGUGGUGAUAACAUCAUCAGCCAGUGCUGUUACGCCUGCUCAGCUUCCCUCUGUGCUGCAGCCAUCAGUACUCGUCAAAACUCCCGCUACAGCAUCAAGUGACUUACAGGUAUUCUCAGGAGCCCAAGGACCAGCUGGAGCAAUGGUGAAUCAAACUGUCACUCCUGCCAGCCUUACCCAGCCUGCACAGGUUCAGCCAAAGUCAGGAGUGAUUAGCUCAGUCGGAGGGAUGACUCUGGGGAAAGGAGGGAUGCAGAUACAGGUGUUAGGAGCAAGUCUGACUCAGAUGCCUGCUCCUCAACCCCCUGCUCCAGUACAAACUCAGACAACAACAAUGAAGAUGCCUUUUAGUGCAGAGCCCAGCAAAGAAGCCAGGAUGCUAGAACAGCUGAGGAAACAGCAGGGUUCAGUGCUUCACCCAAACUACAGUGCUCCUUUCCACUCUUUUGAGGACACACUGCACAGACUGCUGCCUUACCAUCUCUACCAGGGAACUGCCAACUCCUCUCAAGACUAUCAAAGAGUGGAUGAUGAAUUUGAGAGAGUCUCCUCCCAGCUGCUGAAAAGGACCCAGGCCAUGCUGGAUAAAUAUCGCUACCUGCUCUUUGCAGAGUCAAAGCAGAGACUGGGCCCCUCGGCAGAGAUGGUGAUGAUCGACCGGAUGUUCAUUCAGGAGGAGAAGAUAGCGUUGAGUCAAGACAGGAUUUUGGCCAAGGAGAGACCAGAGGAGUUUGUGGCAAAUGUGCGCAUGAUGGAGAGUGCAGCUUCAUCCCAACAGAAGUGUUCUUCCUCUGAGACCACGUCAGGGAGUGUGACUCCUGCUCCUCCACCUGCAGCUCCUGCCCUAGCCCCACUUCCAAACAAUGCCCCAAACCCUCCUCCUCCUGCCCUUGCACCUGCACCUGCCCCUGCCCCAACUCCUGCUCCCGGUCCACCUCCUGCUCCAGUUCCAGUUCCUACCCCCGCCCCUGCUCCAGCUCCAGCCCCAACUCCAACCCCAACUCCCGCACCUCCUGCUCCCCCCUCCGUAUCCCCCUUCCCUCCCACCAAACUGGUUAUAAAGCAGGGUGGAGGUGGAGCCUCUGUGUCCUGGUCCAGCAGCUGCGCCCCACCUCCAGCCACGUCAAGCAAGUCAACAACUGAACCAACAAGCCAGAGCUCUUCAUUCAGUCGUGCUCCGGCAUUGUCAUCUUCAUCGUCCUUCUUCUCUUCGUCCUCCAACUCACAAGCGGCCGACGACGAUGACGCUCUCCCGCAAAGAACCAGCAAACCACCGAUUAAGACCUAUGAGGCUCGCAGGAGAAUUGGCCUGAAGCUGAAGAUUAAGCAGGACCAGACAGGGUUCAGUAAGGUGGUUCACAACACUGCCUUAGAUCCGGUGCACACACCUCAACCUCAGCAGAGCAGCCAGUCCAUUUCCCAGUCUCAGAAUCAGCCCGAAGCUGCUGUACUGCACCCCAAAUCCCACCCUUUAUCAACUCCAACUACUACUGUCAUCAGAACUCAGUCCCCUGUAUGCACUACUUCUUCUUCCUCAUCGGUCACCAUAGCAACCACUCAGUCUAACCUGCCACUGAGAGGUAAUGCCCCCCCCAAAGCAGCGCCAUCUUCCUCUACCUCUUCUUCUCACACUUGGUCGUCGUCCACCUCCUCCUCCACCCAAAUGAACGGGACUUUGGAUCACCACGAUGUAGGUGGGGUCAAACUCAAUCCUGCCUCCACUGCCACUCCUUCACAAACCACCUGUCGCCUCCCCCUUCGGAAAACCUACCGGGAAAACAUCAGCCCCCGUGUUAGGCCCGGAGUCCCUGGAGGAGGAGGGGAAGAGGGUUUGUCUUAUCCCAGGCCCACACCGUCACCUCCCAGUCACACAGCCUCAUCUCCUCCUUUGGAGCGGACAGUGAUAGCUAGUGUGAAGGUGGAGAAAAGAGGCAGGGAGCACACGGAGUCUGGCCACGACACAGGCCGUUUAGGGAGUGCAAUGCAGGGGCUGGACCACGUGGAUGAGGUGUUUAACCGUGGGAUCAAAACCACACAACACCAUCAUCUGCCUCAGCUCCUUGACCGGGACGGGGCAAAGGAGAGACAGGAGGAGCACACAGACCAAGAGACAGAUGUAAGUAAGUACAAGAGGAUGAAAAAUAGACAAAGGCCAGGCGGGACAUUCAGAAUGGACCAGCAUGCCCCUGGGCCUCCCUCUCCCGAGUCGUCUUUUACGCGAGACUCUUUGCUUCCUGCCAAACGCUGCAAAUCCGACUCCCCUGACAUGGAUAAUGCCAGCUUCUCCAGCGGCAGCCCGCAGGACGACUCUCUGAACGAGCACUUGCAGUGCGCUAUCGACAGCAUCCUUAACCUGCAACAGGAGCCGUCUGCCCGCCACAUCAAAGGCGGCGGCGGCAGACCCCAUCAACACCAAAGCCACCGCGCAGGGGGCUCGGCCACCUCAUCCCACAGACCCACAAUCCCGCCUUCCUCUUCUUCCUCUGCGUCCUCGUCCUCCUCCUUGGCCCAGCACCCUCAGGUCGGCGGCCGUGGCCACAACGGCAGCCUGGUGCCCCAGACUCAAAGCAGAUAACAGCCCCUCAUCCCCAACCAGACUGACACUGGGGAACUAAGGGCAGGUCCACACCUAGACGUCAUUCACUCCAGGCUGAACCAGCUGAUGACAUUGUGAACAGGGAAUGCCCUCCCUCUUGGUUUGGUUUUUAGGCACACAGUAAAAACUCAGCAAAUCAAAAUGUAGAGCAAGAUGGUAAAGCAAGGACAAAGGUCUGGUGUUGUGAGUUUGUGCAGAUUUCUGUAACAGAGGCUUUGUCCAGUUAUCUGCUGCUAUAAUUCACGAAUUUUCAUGGUUUACUACUUUAGGAGAUUAUAACUGAACGAUUGAACUACAUUAAGAUUCAACAGACUAAAGGAAAGUUGCAGCAGGAGCAUCAGUUAAACAUGUUCCCCCUUGAAACAGUACUUUUGGUCAGGUAUAAAUACAGUAAUUCUUAAGUGUAAACCAAGUCACCUAUACUAAGACUGUAUAGAACAGGUGUCCACAAACAUCCAGAGUUUACCUGGUAGUUGGAUCAAAUCAUGUUUCCCCCAUAAAUAGACUGCUCUUAAGUUAUUUUGGAUCUUUUUUUAAGUGGUUUCAUUGUGGUUCUUUUAGUCCUGACUUGAAUGAAAAACCUGACCAAACAAAUCCCACAAAUGGGGAAAGUAAUUUUGGCUAAAAUGGGGGACAAAUCAGACUAAAAGGAGGGAGGUUUCAGAGGAAGCAAACUCUAGUAGCAGCUAACUGGAAAAUGUCUCAGAAAUCUGCACAUUCUUCCUGAAUUUACAUUCUUUCUCCCACAGAGUGAACAUUCUCACAUGUUUGAUGCAUUUUGGCUUUGCUUCAGUUUUUAAAUCAAGUCCAAAGAAAUCAAACCAAAGAGAAAAUGCUCCAGGUUUACAAAUUCAUCACCUGAUUAGAGCCUGAGUAAACAGAGUCGAGGUGUGAAAGCGCCCUGAGAGACAGAUUUUGGGUGUGCAGGAAAGGAGAGGGGGCACUGUGAAAACAGUAUCACUGUACUACUCUGCCAAGAUGUGUUUGUCCCUUUGAAUUGUCCAGACAUUUUUGUGUCACUGAUGGCCUGAGGUAGACCUGUGACAGUGUGCUGGGAGCUAAACUGUCUGUGGAUGUAGACUUGAACAGCCUGGUGUUUUCUAUGUUCUCACAGCCAAGCUUGGGUUAACACGCUGAAAUUGUCUGAGGUUCUUGUUGUUGUUCCCUAUUUCUUUUCCCCCCCUUUUCACUUUUGAUCUUUCUCCUUUCUAAGUCAGUAUUCAUACAUUCCCUUCACGUAGCCCAAGCGCCAGUUCACUGGUUUAUCUCCUCAUUUAAACUAUAUCCCAAAGAGCAUCAGGCGGCUCAUUAAACAGCUCAGUAGUCGACAGCCUUCCAUCUCUGUCAACGACAACCGAGAGGUAAAAAAUAGUACGACCGUGCUUAUUCUGUGAUCAACUGGCGGACCACGGCCCACAGCCGGCCCACAGGAUAUCAGUAAAAUCAGGAAACAUUAGGAGGGAAAAAUCCAGUAUUUAGCAUCAUGUCAGAUAUUGAAACAUCCCUGAAAACAUUAAUGAUGGAAUUAAUUUUAUUAAGAAUUACGUUUAAACCUCAGUUAUGUGCAUUUAACCUGCAGACGUUUCAAACCCAUCUGUCAGAUUGGUCAAGCUUUAUUCCACUAGGCUGGUCUAAUAACAGUUAAAGGUGAUUAAUAUUUCUACAGUUACAGAUUUCAACUGUUACUCCUCAGUUUCAGAGUAUUUUCCAGUAUAGUCUAAGUAGGCAGUAUGGCCAGAAAUCUUAUUAUAAUUAUAAAUAAUUUCAGCCACCAUCAUAUAAUUAUCAGCAUAAACAUCAAAUCAUUUACUUUCUCAAGUUUAAAGGCUGGUUUUGGGUUUUGACUCAAAGUUAGAGACCAGAUGAUUAUUUGUGGUUUUAAACUCUUCCAGAAAUCUAUAGAGAACAUUCAAAGCAGGUUGUAUUGAUAAAUCCAUUAAAAUCAAAAUAUGCACAAGUGAAAUCAAGUAAAACAACAAAACGGAGAGGUUAAAUGAAUUGAAACUUGAAGACAAAAGAAAAACUUGUGAACAUGAUCUUCGUUGCAAUGUAAAAUUAUUUUGCAGUUAUUAUCACUCAUUGUGUCUUGAUUGUAUUAAGGAUUCCCCAUGUGUUUAAGGAAAUCCCUAUUGGUACUACUGUAAUGAGAACAACAGAUUUGUACUGGGCGAAUGUAGAUCAUCCUUGUUGGAAGGCGUCACAAUAUACCAUGUAAAUUACAUUUUCUAGAUGCAAACAGCACCACGUUUAACUCUGAAUCGAUUCAGAAAACAACCUUUUAGAAGCUGCUGAUUACAAAAACUUGAGCUUCAACUUGCGUUUUCCCUCCAUUUCAUAUUAAAAAAACCCACUGGUGCUUCAGAGGAGUCGUACUGAACCGUCUGAGAUGUUAUGGGUACGCUAUGAGGAACUUUUCUGCUUUAAGUGUCCGAUCAUUUUACAGGUUUUUGUUUUUAGACCACACACAUUUACACAGAACAGUACCUGCCCCCUGCUGCUGACAACACCAGGUUUCAGUCAGCAGGGGGCAGGCCAGAUUUAACUGUUGGUUUUCUAUUUCAUCGGUUUGUUCGGUUCAUCUUUCUUCGUGCCACUGUAUCCCUGCCCCAUUCCUCCUCCCCCUCCUUUUUUUUUUCUUCUUGUUAAAGCCUGGUGGACAAUUCAAACACAAACACAGCACAAGCAUUGAAAUGGAAAAAAGGAACAAUAAUAAUGUACAAAAAGACAGUAAGAGAAUUUGAAGUAUAGUAUUACAGAUUAAUUUUGUAUUGUAUUUAUUGUGUAUAAUGACACUUUUUAAAAAGAAAUGUACAUUUAGUAAAACUGUAAAUUAAACAUUGCUUCUUUUAUGAAAAAAAA